Molecule: messenger RNA, 882 nt
Organism: Stylonychia lemnae
Lineage: Eukaryota; Ciliophora; Spirotrichea; Sporadotrichida; Oxytrichidae
Source: the annotation of a GenBank genome assembly
AUGAAUUCAUCUGCAUUCAAUGAUUUCGAUUACUAGGAUGACGAUGCUUUUGAAACUUACAAGGAGGAUCAAAUAGAUUAUUUAGAAAGACAUGAGGAUGAUUUUGAAAUACCUUUUAGUAAAUACCAAAUAUACUAGUUUAUGGAUGAGAUAGAAGAAUCUAACUUAUUUCUUAUGAAAUUACUUGAGGAAGAAGAUCAAUACCAGGAGAGUCACAAAGAUAAUACUCUAUUUGAAAUAAAGUAGACUAAGCUCAAACUCUAAGAUGCCUUUGAACAAAUAAAACUAAAAGAGAGAUAAAUUUAAGAGGGCAAAGAUAAGUAAUAGAGCUAUGAAAAAACUAAAAUAUAUCUAUAGCAAAGUUAAGGAGAUAGCUUUUAUGGAAUCAUGGAUACCUAGAAAUUUGCUAAGUUAGUUUUAUUACUGAGAGACAUGCAUUUAAGACUGCAUAACUAUGAAUUUGAGCCUGAUUCUAAUGAAUCUAAGCAUCAGUUAAUUGAGUCAAAUACCAUCAGACCAUAAUUACUCCUUAAACAAGUUGAAAACAAACUAAUGUAUCUAAGUGAGGCAUAUGAUCACGUUUCAUCUCUUGCUGAUAAAUCUUCAGCUUUGAAAAGAUAAAUGAAUGAAAAGCUAAGACUUAAUGACAUUGAGAAGAGACAUAAAAAGUAAGAAGACAUCAAGUAAAGAGAAAAAUAAGAUCGAUAAAUUAGAUACGAGAAAAAUAUAGAGCGCAUGAAAUAGAGUGAAAAAAAUAAACUUAACAAAGAUGUAAAAACUCAAAAAGCGAGAUCCAAAAAGCCAAUCAAAAUAAAAUAUUUGCGCUAAGUUGAGCCAACUCAAGAAGAAAUUGAUUAUUAGAAGUAUGUAGAAAAUAUAUGA